AUGCUUGCCAGCAUUCUCGUCGCAGCCGCCGUCUCUGUCGCGGCCGCACCGCAGCUAGCAACACGUGACCAAGUCGACAUCACCGUCGCCUGCACCAGCUUCCAGGUCUACGGCGGCUGUCAGCUGAUCGCCGCCUGCUCCUCGACGGGCAAGAAGGGCGAUGGCGGCCAGAUCAAGGACACCACGCUGCCGCUCGGUCGAUGCCUGGCCGUCAACGCGACGACGCUAGAGUUUGCAUGGAGGGAGAAGUCGGUCCCGCUCGACGCUUCGGGAUCGUGCGUUCCAUGUGAAAGUUCUUGUACGGUCAACGCGGACUCGGGAGAGCUUUCUUGCUCCUGUUUCGAUCAGUCGCGACCAGAGAUGGGGACCAGGCAGGCCCAGAUCGGAUUAAAUGGUCACGUCUUUAGCAAAGAUGGUGUGCUGGGAUGUUUGGACGUGACGGGCAAUCCUUACAGUGCGCCUUGA
This is a messenger RNA of Pyricularia pennisetigena, 465 nucleotides long. RefSeq lists its product as uncharacterized. The coding region runs from base 1 to 465 and encodes 154 amino acids. Lineage: Eukaryota; Fungi; Ascomycota; Sordariomycetes; Magnaporthales; Pyriculariaceae. The record is from RefSeq and is a predicted model, not a curated record. The transcript is spliced from 3 exons.